This is a messenger RNA of Tripterygium wilfordii, 1846 nucleotides long. Its product is annotated as transcription factor bHLH67-like. NCBI's taxonomy places the organism in Eukaryota, Viridiplantae, Streptophyta, Magnoliopsida, Celastrales, Celastraceae. Gene Ontology annotation, biological process: guard cell differentiation. The transcript is spliced from 4 exons. The coding region runs from base 416 to 1597 and encodes 393 amino acids. The record is from RefSeq and is a predicted model, not a curated record. Gene Ontology annotation, molecular function: protein dimerization activity; DNA-binding transcription factor activity.
GACAUAAUCGAUAGAGGACUCUCUCCAAAAGCUUUUCUUUCUAGAGAGAGGGAGGAGGAAGAGGAGUCCAAUACUUAUCUUUUCUUUAGACUAAUUUCAACCUUUCGUUUUUAUCUAACCCCAUCCAUGUUUCCCUCAGCACCACCAUUUUUUUACCUCUGUUAACUCAGAGCUAUUUACUAUCUCUACUAUGGUUUCCAUGUGAGAUACCCAGAGCAAUUAAUGUAUUCUAUUUAAGAGCAAAAUGUGUGUGCUACACUGCUACUAGGGUAUGGGGUCUCGUUCUGCUUCUUGGGGGUUACAUUUAUUACUAUUCCUCUGUUGGAAUCACUAGGGGAAUGUUGGUAACCGAGAGAGAGUGAAAAGAGGAGAAAAAUUUAAGGCUUACCACUUCAACAACUUCUGCACUUCUUUGAUGGAGAAGCUCCAAGGACCCUUUAAUCCUUGGUUCAUAGGGGAGCAUCCGGAUGUGGAGUACUGUUUACCACAAGGAUUUCUCAACACAGAGAGCCUGAGUUUUGAGGAAGAAGAGCCAUAUUACCUAGACCCAAGCUUAGAAGAUAAAAUGCCUUUCCUCCAGAUGCUUCAAAGUGUUGAACAUCCACAAUUUGUUCCCCUCAAAGAACCCAACUUUCAGACACUUUUGAGGCUCCAACACCUGAAGAAGCCAUGGGAGAUAAACACCUACAUGCCUGAAAUGGAAACACAGAUUCAAACAGUUGAGCCUGAAAGCUGUAUCACCCAUGAAAUUGUGGACUUACAUUCACCAGUUAAAUCUGAAAGCAAGAAUCUUCAAAACCCACAUUCUACUACCAGCCACGAAGGUGUAAGCUCCGGGUUCCACCAAGAACUACCCAGCUCUGCGGAACCAUGUUGCAGAGAAGGUAACUCAGGCUGCUCCCCUCCGUGGCCUCAACUGCAGACCAAACCCAGAGUCGCCCAGGACUGCAAAUCUUCCCCAGUCACAAAAGGAAGGAAAAAGCGAAAGCGAACGAAGCCCACCAAGGACAAAGAAGAAAUAGAGAACCAGCGCAUAACCCACAUUACAGUCGAACGCAACCGCCGUCGCCAAAUGAAUGACCAUCUCAACUCUCUCCGCUCGCUCAUUCCUCCCACUUACAUUCAAAGGGGUGACCAAGCGUCGAUUAUUGGUGGUGCAAUAGACUUCGUGAAGGAAAUGGAGCAGCUUCUACAGUCACUGGAAGCUCAGAAGAGAAUAAGAAAAGCAGAAGCCAAAGCCGGGUCAGACAUUUCAUCGAAUGGGUUGCUUACGUCCCAGUCUCCGCUGAAUCGUCAACCAUUGCCCCAAAAUGCUGGCAGUGAAGAAGCAAAGGAGGAGACCAAACCAGAAACGGCACAAAUUGAAGUGACUGUGAUACAAAGUCAUGUCAACUUGAAGAUUGAGGGCCCAAGGAGACCUGGCCAGUUAUUGAAAGUCAUCGUUGCUUUGGAGGAUCUCCGGCUAGCUGUCUUACACCUUAACAUCACUUCCUCACAGUACACCAUUCUUUACUCUUUCAAUCUCAAGAUAGAAGAUGAAUGCAAGCUAAGAUCAGCUGAUGAGAUUGCAGCAGCCGUUCAUCAAAUGUUCAGCUAAAUUUCAAAUUAUUAGUCAAUUUCAGGAUUUUAGGUGCGUACUGUAGCCUGUGAAUGCACCACAGACGAGGGUGCAUGACAGUGUAGAUGAUGUUUACUGCUUGAUCAGAAAAAGGCUCCCUUUUUUUUGUAACCAGAUGAAUAUAUGUAACGUUCUCUAUUUUUAUUUUGGAUUUUGUGUCGUAUGAGUGGGGCACACCAUGUUAAAGUGUUGAAGGAGAUAUAAAAUAAAUAAAUAAAAACGAAGUAU